CAAGAGGUUUAUGCUAAUUAGCCCGGGCUUGGUCCCAGUGCUACUGUGCAAAGCCAGGGAUUUCUUCUGCGGUCACUCAGCUCGGGAAUUCACAAGUUUGAGGACUUGAUAAAAGUGGGUUGAACAGCUUGAAUCUGGCUCUGCUAACGACACUACACUGGGAACAGAAGAGUUAAAGCAGCACAGAUAACGAUUUUUAUCUUGAGUGAAAGCUUUUAAAAAUGCAUUUUUUGUGAAGUUAUUACACGGGUUCAGCGCACCGAAUUUGAUUUUCUUUGACCUUUUCUUUUUCUUGGUGCAACAUGUCCCCUCGGAGCCGCAGAAGCUGGGCUUCUCGUUUUAUCGGACAGACAUGUUCUCUCUUCGUGGUACUGUCAGGGAUUUUAGCAGUGCUGGGCAGCUGCACGACAUACAGAUUCACACAAGGGACCGCUUUUGAAGUAGUCCACCCUGUUAGAGUGGAUGAAACUGGGCAGUUUGUCUCCCACUCUGUGUCCCGUCGCAUGAGCAGGAUUCUCAGACGGGACCUGAGCUCCCAGGACAGCAGCAGCACUCCAGUUUAUUUCAAGCUCCAGUACAGCGGGCAGGACCUGCUCUUCAACCUGAGCAGAAACCCCCACCUGCUGGCUCCCGGCUUCGUCUCUGAGAGAAGGUACGGGGGCCUGGCUGGGGCCAAGAUUCGAACCCACAGCCAUUCCUCCUGUCAGUUCAUUGGAGAGGUGCAGGGCCAGGACUCCACCAGCGGGAAGGCAGCUAUCAGUACCUGCAACGGACUGAUGGGUGUUUUCCAGCUUUCCAAUGAAGACUUCUUUAUUGAACCUCUGGGGGGAGAGGAGCAGGAGGUUGGAGCAGCACAGCCGCAUGCCAUAUACAAACGGCAUGCCGCUGAGAGGGGCGGCGAGAGAGGGAGUGAGCCCCAACGCCAGAACAGCAUCAGCGAGGACUCCCCCGUUAAUGGGACCUGUGGAGUGAAGGAGUCCAGGAGGAGCUGGGAGAUGACGGAGAAGCGGCGGGUGAAGUGGGAGCAGAAGCAGCGCCUGCACAGGCGAAUCCGCCAGCGCUCCAUCAGCAAGGAGAAGUGGGUGGAGACGCUGGUGGUGGCCGACACCAAGAUGGUGGAGUACCACGGGAGCGAGCACGUGGAGGACUAUGUGCUGACCGUCAUGAACAUGGUUGCAGGAUUGUUCCAUGAUGCCAGUGUUGGAAACUCCAUCCACAUUGUGGUGGUUCGUCUGAUUUUAUUGGAGGAAGACGAGGAGGACCUCAAAAUAACCCACCAUGCGGACAACAGCCUCUCCAGCUUCUGCAAGUGGCAGAAGAGCCUGAACAUGAAGGGAGACGGCAACCCCACACACCACGACGUGGCUGUGCUGCUCACCAGGAAAGACAUCUGCGCUGCCAUGAACAGGCCCUGUGAGACGCUGGGUCUCUCCCACGUGUCGGGCAUGUGCCAGCCUCACCGCAGCUGCAGCAUCAAUGAGGAUACAGGACUGCCUGUGGCAUUCACCGUGGCACACGAACUCGGGCACAACUUUGGGAUUCAGCAUGAUGGGAACGGGAAUGACUGUGAGCCGAUUGGGAAAAGACCUUUCAUCAUGUCUCCACAGCUCCUGUACGGCAGCGCCCCGCCCAGCUGGUCUCGCUGCAGCCGGGAGUACAUCACCCGCUUCCUCGAUCGAGGCUGGGGGCUCUGUCUGGAUGAUCCCCCGGUCCAGGAUGUGAUCAAAUUCUCAACGGUGCCCCCUGGAGUGCUGUACGAUGCUGCUCACCAGUGCCGCCUGCAAUACGGCUCCAGAUCUGACUUCUGCGACGAUAUGGAUAAUGUCUGCAGCACCCUGUGGUGCACUGUGGGUAACACCUGUCACUCAAAGCUGGACGCCGCGGUGGACGGGACGAAGUGUGGCUCAAACAAGUGGUGCUUCAAUGGCGAGUGUGUUGCUGUGGGGUAUCGCCCCGAGAGCAUCAAUGGAGGCUGGGGUUCCUGGAGCAGCUGGUCAGCCUGCACUCGGAGCUGUGGUGCUGGGGUGCAGAAUGCAGAGAGGCAGUGCAACAACCCUGUCCCGAAGUAUGGUGGAAAAUACUGCCUUGGUGAGCGGAGACGAUACAAGAUCUGCAAUAUUGAUUCUUGCCAAUCGGAUAAACCUUCCUUCCGUCACAUCCAGUGCAGACAUUUCGACACCAUGCCUUACAAAGGGAAACUCUACGAGUGGAUCCCAGUGAACAACAGAAUUAACCCCUGCGAGCUGCACUGCCGCCCGCUCAACGAUUAUUUCUCAGAGAAGAUGCUGGACGCCGUCACGGACGGGACUCAAUGCUACGAGGGCAGCAUCAGCCGGGACAUGUGCAUCAACGGCAUCUGCAAGAAUGUGGGCUGCGACUACGAGAUUGACUCAAACGCAGUGGAGGAUCGCUGUGGGGUCUGCCACGGGAACGGCUCCACAUGCGAGACGGUGAAGAAGACCUUCGAGGAGAGCGAGGGAAUGGGCUACGUGGAUAUCGGGCUGAUCCCAGAAGGGGCGCGGGAGAUCCGUAUCGAAGAAGUGGCGGAAGCUGGGAACUUCCUAGCCUUGCGCAGCCAGGACCCGGAGAAGUAUUUCCUGAAUGGGGGCUGGACGAUCCAGUGGAAUGGGGACUACAAAGUGGCCGGGACCACCUUCACCUACGAGAGGAGCGGAAACCUGGAGAAUCUGACCUCACCUGGGCCCACCAGGGAGCCCGUCUGGAUCCAGCUGCUGUUCCAGGAGACAAACCCAGGGGUCCGUUACGAGUACACCAUCCGGAGGGACUUGGACAACGAGAACGAAAUCCAGCCCCCGGAAUUCUUUUGGCUGUACGGCUCCUGGACUGCAUGCAGCGCCUCCUGUGGGACAGGUGUUCAGAGGCAGGUUGUGCACUGUUUGGAGAGGAUUGCUGGGAUAGUGGAGGAGCGGUACUGUGACCCCGCCACACGACCUGAUGACAAGCAUGCCAGCUGCAACGAGGAGCUCUGCCCGGCCAGAUGGUGGGAGGGAGAGUGGCAGAAGUGCUCAGCUAGCUGCGGGGACACUGGGCUAAUGAAGAGAACCGUUCUUUGUAUUCAGAGCAUCGGGACGGAUGAACAGAGAGCGCUGCAGCCUUCAGAAUGUCAGCACAUCCCCAAGCCAGAGGCCGUUGCCCAUUGCAACAGGGAGAAGCCCUGCCCUGCUCAAUGGACUGUGGGCAACUGGUCAGAGUGCUCUGAGACUUGUGGUGGUGGAAUACAAAGACGUCCCAUAGGCUGCAGUAAAAACACAGGCACUGAUUGUGAUCCCAGAGAAAAGCCUAUAUCAGAAACAACAUGCAGCCCACAGCCGUGUCCCAGGAAGGUGGAUAUCUUUGGAUCAGAGUGGUCUGGAAGUGGAUCAUCGAGCAGAGAACUAUUCAAUGAAGUCGACUUCAUUCCCAAGAAUGACAACUAUCAACACCCUGUACCGGAUCAUGUGAUUCCCAAAUCACACCAGCCAGGCAAAUAUGAUGAUCUGAACCAUUUAAUUGAAGAUGAUUUUAUCAGACGCAGCCGUAUAGAGCCGACUGAUGAUAAGGGCUCCUCCCCCGGCAAAAAUGUGUUUGUGGAUGAUUUUUACUACGACUAUAACUUCAUCAAUUUCCAUGAAGAUCUGUCUUAUGAUCCUAUCGUCGAAAAAAAAGGAGAAAAAGAAGAAGAAGAAAAAAACAUCAAAGAAAAGAAACUGGGAGUAAAUGGUGUGGGUGGAGAAUCUGACCAAAAUUCACAUUGGGUAAAUGGCAUUGAUGAAGAAUCAUUGGGUCGUCCCAAAGAAAACACGACGUCAGCCACCCCAGAGGAGGCUGAUGCCUCAUCAGAGGACUCGUAUUCCACUCUAGAUACACCAUACAAUAGUGUGUUGAUCGAAGAAGAGAAUAAAAAUCUCCUGGGUGGGGAAAAUGGCAAACAUAAUAUGCCUGAAGCAGAGGAAGGCCCAUAUGAAGAAAAGGAGACUGAAACAACAAUGCCAGACCUAGCUGACACUGAAAAGGUGGACAAAGAGGUAUUCUACUUAAUUAACCAUCUGCUACCAGUUGUGAAUCCUACAAAGCAAUAUUUGGAUACAGCGAUACACAAUUCUUCAGAUAAAGAGAAGCAGACAAAUGGAGGCCUGGCUCCAACAGAUAGUCCAAGUGAGGUAGCUGUGACUGAGAUCCUUCAUAGCAACCAUUCUAUAAUCCCUCACAGCAUUGGUACUGAAAGCCAUGAGACAGACUUCACCGAGGAAGACAUCCAUGAGCAGAGUUUAGAGGAAUCUGAUGACGACAAUAAUGAAAACCCACAUGAAGAACACAAGAGUGAAGAUAACGAUUUUAAUCAAGAGGUUUUCAGUGAAACAGAUGAAAGCGAUGACGCUGAUGAAGAUGCGAGUGAAGGUCUGAACGACAUUAUUGACGAUGAGGAAGAUAUCAUUGAUGAUCUUGUUUUUAGUAUCGGAGAGGAUGAUGAAACAGGAGAUGAGGACAUUGAUUCCAGGAAUGAGAGUGAUUUCAGUCGGGAUGGCAUGAACGUGAUCGAACAAGAUUCUGCAGUAGGAGAUAGCAAUGAACAUGUUCCCAUUAAUAUUGAACUGGAAAGUUACUUGACAUCAAAGGAGCCCCCUGCAACCCCCCUAGUAUUAUCUGAUAAACUGGAUACUCCAAUCAUUUCUUCUUCUGAAGCCAUCCCUUUUACCUCAGAGCCACCACUAACAACUAUGUCAAACCAGUACAAUUUAAAUCCUAUUUCAGUGGAACUUGCAUUUGAAGUACAGGACACGGGUCAUUAUAAUAACGUAGGCGAUCAUGAUUAUGACCCUUCAGAUUCAGAACCAGAUUCUGCAACACCAAGAACAAAACCAACAACAGAGAAAAUUCAAACAACAGCUUUCUCCAUGCUCCACACUCCAGACUUACUCCCGCCCAUUAUAGAGCAUGGUUAUCCCUGGAAUACCAGACCUGACUCCAACAGCCAGCCACCACAUAACAGGCCCUUUGAAGACAAUCCGUCAGAUUCACAGACCGACUUCUAUUUCACAAGUUCACCCCCAGUUACAGUAACUCAAUUGGGGUUUUCACAAGGUAAAGUCUAUGGGGUGCCAGCUUCUGCAGAUGAUUUUUACCAAAAACAUGUGACUGCUCAGCCUUCUCAGAUGACACCCCAGAAGAAUAAAGCCCUCGCCGCCACCGCCAGCACCACAGAGUGGCUGGAGAUUGAUUCCAAUGAAAUCGUAGUUCCCGAGCACAUGCUGAGGCACAGGCAUGAAGACAGAGAGCACCAAACUACAGAUGCACCUCACAGUUCGAGCCAUACCAGUGGGUUUCAUCUUCAGAGGCAUCUCCAAGAGUCGUCCACGCCAGCCCUUGCAAAUCCAACAGAGCCGCUGCUGUCUACACAGUCGGCCAACAAAGACACAAGCGCAGCUGCUUUCUGGAGGGUGAGCCACUGGAGUGCAUGCUCCACCAGCUGUGGUCUGGGAGCGAUUUGGAGGCCAGUGCAGUGCAGCAGCCACAGGGAAACAGACUGUGACAUCACCAGGAAGCCAGCCCCUGCCCGGAGCUGCUACCUGAGACCCUGCUCAGCAUGGCGUGUGGGAGAAUGGAGCAAGUGUUCCAGUAAUUGUGGGGGCGGGAUGAAAGUGCGCGAGGUGCAAUGCACCGACACUCGAGACCAGAGGCCACUGAGGCCCUUCCACUGCCAGGCAGUCUCCCACAAGCCCCCGCUGCAGAUAUCCUGCAACUCCAGGCCCUGCAUGGACUGGUACACCUCGUCAUGGAGUGAGUGCUCAGAACUGUGUGGAGGAGGGGAGCAGGAGCGCUUCGUCACCUGUCCAGAGGUCGGAAGAUGUCAGGAGUCCAUGCAACCCAACAGCACCAAGGGGUGUAACGUGCACCCCUGCACCAAGUGGGUGGUGGGGUCCUGGGGCCAGUGCACUGCUACCUGUGGAGGGGGGAUACAGCGACGACUGGUGAAGUGUAUCAACACCAAGACCGGCGAUGCUGAGGAGGACAGCAGCCAGUGUGACCACGAGCCCUGGCCAGAGAACACACAGAAGUGCAACACGCAGGAAUGCAACAACGCCGAACCAAGUCACACUUGUGUAAGAAAUCGCCUGACCUUCGGUUUCUGCCAGACCCUGAAGCUCCUGGGAAGGUGCUUCCUCCCUACUGUCCGAGUGCAAUGCUGCCAGACCUGCACUCUGGGGGGCUACGGGGUCCGAGAACGGGGCAAUGAGCGCGCCACACGUAGGUUUGUCAAGGCAGACCAAAGUGCAACCACCAGUAACUUGAACCCUUUAAAGACGGUGCUACGAUCAAUGAGAGCGGUGCUAUCGACAGUCCUGCAUUCUUCGCUUGCUCUGGGGGUGUUGGCAGGCCAGCAAAGUAACUUUCCAUACUUGAUCUGUGGUUUUAUAAUAUAAUAAUAAUGCUACUGUAUAUCAGAGUCUUUGUGACAGCCUUACACAGGAAAGUAAAUACACAUUAUUUGUGUUCAUUGAAUAGAUCUAGAAUUUCCAGAGCAAUCAUUUUAUAUUUUUGUUCGGUUUGUAACAAACAUAGGAAUAUAUUUACAGCUUAAACAGAUUAACAGAGUAGGUCUAAAAGACUAUGAUACACGAAUGUAUUUGUAAUGUUCCUGUGGUGGCAUGUCUAACAUAACAAUUCAGUGACUCUUCAGUAAAGGUUCUGCACCAUUGCUGUGUUUAGGAGUGGGAAUCCGCUGUUACUCUGCACCCAUUGUAUAAAAAAGAUAGCGGCUCCAUUCUCACAGCCUCUUACUCCAAAUCAUUAUCACAAGGGAAUACAAAUCAUUUACUAUAUAAACCCUAUCAGGAGAGUGCUCCUAAUGAAAUCUCUGAGCUGUUUAUUCUGGGUUGGUAACUUUACUGGGUACCUUUCUACCAGCUGGCAAAUCUUUGCUAAUGAUGGUUUUGAAUAAAUGUUUUUAUGAAGCUAGCCCAACGUCCUUAUGCAUUGAUUAUAUGUUUCUUAGUGAGCUGUAAACAAUCUUUUUUUUUUACAUUCAUAGAAGGUAGCAAGGACACUUAAAAUUGUAUGAUCUGUUCUGUACUUAAAGUGGUUCAUCCACAAGUCACAAGUUUGCUGUGCAUGUUAAGAUCUGUAUUCAAGAUGUACAAUGUAUUUGUACAGACAUAAUGUAUUUGUUUGGUAUGGGUGAUGGUGUCUGUUGUAAGCAUUUCAAAUGGUGUUCCAUUUAAAAAACAAACAUUAUACACAGAGGAUAAAGACAGAGUACAGAGUCAUAUAUAUUUCCAAUUAGGCUGUUAAGUUGUAAAAACCCAGAGGACACAUUUCAAAUGCAUAGUGGUUGAGAUCAAUGUAAUAGUAAUCUGCCAUCCAGAUGAAUCUCAUGAGUCACAUGGGGAACUGGUUCUAGAACUCAAAGCAGAAUGUGCAAGCUCACUGAUGUAUUCUUCUAGCCCAUUCUGAAUAAUAUGUUCAAUGAAAUAUUUAAGGAGAUUCUGGAGCAAAGUCUAAAGGAGUAAGUACCUCUAUUCUGACACUACAAUGUUAUGCUGGAGGUAUGUUACCUAUGGUACUGGGAUUUAUUGUUUCAUUCCAGGUAACACACAAUACAUAAGGGCACUCCAUGAACGGUAAUGAGGUAUUGGUUCAUGUAAGUUUGUGUACUAUUCUAGUAAAGUACACUGGACGGUAAGGAAAGUAUGUUUGAAACAAUUUCAUUCGGGGAAUGGCUUUCCUUUUAUUAGCUGGAUUGAAUGAAUGCAGUAUAGUUUCCACUAUAUACCUUCACACAGUAGCACUGCACACAGAAACGUAUUUUUCUUGUUGUAUACACAGAUGUAUUUUUUGUAGAAUACAAUGGGAGCAGUUGUCUGAUGAAGUGCAAUGGUGCGCUUUAAUUAAACUAAACUCUGUAGCUUGUUCUGUUUCAAUCAUUGACCUCAGCUUCUAAACGAUCACCUGGAAGAUUUAGUCCAAACCCUAUAUAGCUAUUAAGGGUGUGCACGCUGCUCGUCUGUUGGUAUUCUUUUUUUCCUUUCUUUUGUCAUGAUUUUUGUCAUUUCUUUUUAAACUAUUUAAAACUUGUUUUGUACUCGUGUCAAUUCCAAGAUUGUAAUAAAUAAAUAAAUAAAUAAA
Messenger RNA from Polyodon spathula (Mississippi paddlefish), 8124 nucleotides. Its product is annotated as A disintegrin and metalloproteinase with thrombospondin motifs 7-like. Gene Ontology annotation, molecular function: metalloendopeptidase activity. Lineage: Eukaryota; Metazoa; Chordata; Actinopteri; Acipenseriformes; Polyodontidae. Gene Ontology annotation, cellular component: extracellular matrix. Gene Ontology annotation, biological process: extracellular matrix organization; proteolysis. The transcript is spliced from 25 exons. The coding region runs from base 303 to 6422 and encodes 2039 amino acids. The record is from RefSeq and is a predicted model, not a curated record.